Molecule: messenger RNA, 222 nt
Organism: Malassezia pachydermatis
Lineage: Eukaryota; Fungi; Basidiomycota; Malasseziomycetes; Malasseziales; Malasseziaceae
Product: dna-directed rna polymerase subunit
Exons: 3
Coding region: 1-222 (73 amino acids)
Biological process (GO): tRNA transcription by RNA polymerase III; transcription by RNA polymerase I; transcription by RNA polymerase II
Cellular component (GO): RNA polymerase III complex; RNA polymerase I complex; RNA polymerase II, core complex
Molecular function (GO): zinc ion binding; DNA binding; DNA-directed RNA polymerase activity
Source: RefSeq, a predicted model, not a curated record
AUGAUUAUCCCAGUACGCUGCUUUAGCUGCGGCAAGGUUGUGGGUGAUAAGUGGGAUGCCUACCUGGCCCUGCUUCUCGAUGGACGCACGGAAGGCGAGGCGCUGACGGAGCUGCAGCUCAACCGAUACUGCUGCCGUCGUAUGGUGCUUACCCAUGUCGACUUAAUUGAGCGUCUGCUUCACUAUAACAUUCAUGAGCGCAAGAGCAAGCCUUUUGCAUAA